GACUUUUGGUAUAUCUGAGUCAGUGUUAAUUAUUAUCUACGUUGUGAUGGGAUUCGAAAAUUGAAACUUGAAAGUUUCCAGUUCAUUCUGAUUCACCAUUUGCCAUUCUUCUAAAGGUAGAUGUUCAGAACCCAAAUCUCUCCUAACACAACAAAUUCUAUUUCCUAUCUGAUUUUAGGUUAUGAAAAAUAGGAUCUUAUGUGGUAAUGAUUUCUAACUUUUCAAAGCACUGUUAUCUACAUUAUCAUAUUUGAUCCUUGCAUUAUUAUCCCCAUGUUAUAGGCAAGGGGACCGAGGUUGAACAAGGUCAACUGACUUCUCUGCAUAAAUGGGACCUAGGGUAGGACUUCCUUGAACAGUUUGACCCUGAUUUUCCAGAUGGAGGAUUUUGUUGGUUAGAACUCAGAUUGAAAAAUUGGUGAGCAGCAUGUUUUGCCCACUGAAACUCAUCCUGAUGCCAGUGUUACUGGAUUAUUCCUUGGGCCUGAAUGACUUGAUUGUUUCCUCCCUUGAGCUAACAGUCCGUGUGGGUGAUUCAGCCCUGCUGGGAUGUGUUUUCCAGAGCACAGAAGAGAAGCGUGUGACCAAGGUAGACUGGAUGUUCUCAUCAGGAGAACACGCCAAGGAUGAUUAUGUGCUGUACUAUUAUGCCAACCUCAGUGUGCCUGUGGGGCGCUUCAAGAAUCGUGUACGCUUGGUGGGGGACAUCUUACGCAAUGAUGGUUCUCUCCUGCUCCAAAAUGUGGAAGAAGCUGACCAGGGAACCUAUACCUGCGAAAUCCGGCUGGAAAGGGAGAGCCUAGUGUUCAAAAAAGCUGUGGUGCUGCAUGUACUACUGGAGGAACCCAAAGAGCUCAUGGUCCAUGUAGGUGACUCGACUCAGCUGGGGUGUGUUUUCCAGAGCACAGAAGAGAAACGCAUGACCAAGGUAGACUGGAUGUUCUCAUCAGGAGAGCACGCCAAGGAGGAGGUUGUGUUACGUUAUUACCCCAAACUCAGUGUCCCUGUGGGGUACUCCGAGAACUGGGGCCGCUUCCAGAACCGUGUAACCCUGGUGGGGGACACUUCCCACAAUGAUGCGUCUAUCUUACUGCAAGGAGUGAAGGAGUCUGACAGAGGAAGCUACACCUGUAGUAUCCACCUGGGGAACCUGACCUUCAGGAAAACCACCGCGCUGCACGUGAUCGUGAAAGAGCCCCGAACAUUGGUGACCCCAGUAGCCCUCAGACCUGAGAUCCUGGGUGGUAAUCAGGUGGUGGUCAUCGUGGGGAUUGUCUGUGGCACUAUCCUGCUGCUUCCUGUUCUGAUAUUGAUCGUGAAGAGGACCCACAGGAAUAAGAGCUCAGUAACCUCCACAACGCUGGUAAAAAGCCUGGAGAACAUAAAGAAGGCUGAUCCAGAGAAACAUGUUUACUCUUCAAUAGCCACACGGGAACAGAUGGAGGAGGAAGAAGAAUCCAGUGGAAAAGCAGAGGCCACCUACAUGACCAUGCACCCAGUUUGGCCUUCUCUGAGGUCAGCACCCAGUAACCCACCUGAAAAACGUCAGCUGGGGGAAUUCUAAAACCAGAGCAAGACCUUUGAGAAGAAAGGAGAGUUCCUUUUGCGCUUAGCGUGGCAGAGACUCCUCUGUGUGUCCUGAGUUACUGGAUGGGUUGUUCCGGGACCCCCCCCCCCCGAGUUAUUCUCCUGCCUCCUUGGUCGAAGGGCUGAAGAAGAAGGGUUCAGAGCCCGGCAGAAAGACGGGACAGUUGGGAGGGACAGGCCCCGACGGAGCGAAGCAUGGAUGCUGUCCUUCGGGAGCGGGACGCUGGCCCUGGGGAUCCUGGCCGAGCGGCCACGGCAGCCUCAAGCAUUCCAUCAGCUCCUCAGCUUGGAUGGUGUUCUUCAUGGAUGGGUCCCUGGGAAGAAUUGCAGAAAUAAAAACCAACCCAAAUGAUUCCUUUGGCAAAUCACCCCUAAAUAAAUGUGGCUUGUGG
Mirounga angustirostris (Northern elephant seal) is the source of this 1979-nucleotide messenger RNA. RefSeq names its product junction adhesion molecule like (gene JAML). Bases 428 to 1564 code for a protein of 378 amino acids. The record is from RefSeq and is a predicted model, not a curated record. Gene Ontology annotation, biological process: neutrophil extravasation; monocyte extravasation; neutrophil chemotaxis. The transcript is spliced from 10 exons. NCBI's taxonomy places the organism in Eukaryota, Metazoa, Chordata, Mammalia, Carnivora, Phocidae. Gene Ontology annotation, cellular component: plasma membrane. Gene Ontology annotation, molecular function: cell adhesion molecule binding.